AUGUUGACUUUAGAAUCUUACAAUGGGGCAAAAGACUUGCUUGACAAUCUUGAAUCUUUCAAGACUCUCAUUUACCUUCAAGGUGUCCCUGAUGAGAUAAUGUGUAGGGUUUUCCCUACUACCCUUAAAGGGUCAGCACAAGUUUGGUUCAUUAAGAUCAAGCCAAACUUUAUAUCGACCUUCAAAGAGAUGAGCAAUAGCUUCGUCACCCACUUUAUCAAGGGACAAAGGCAUAAACGCUCGAUGCACGCAUUGAUGAAGAUUAGGCAGAGAGAAGACGAGAGCUUGAGAUCAUAUGUCACUCGAUUUAACAAAGAAGCCUUGCUGAUAGAUGAAGCGAAUAAGAUGGUCCUUGUAAUUGCUUUCUCUAGUGGGCUCAAGGAAGGAGAGUUCUGCUUCUUGGUGCUGAAGAAUAAGCCAAAGACUAUGGUUAAUAUACUUUUUAAAGCAACAAAGUACAUGAAUGUAGAAGAUGCGCUUAUCGCUCGAAAGGACAGGAAGGGUAAGAGGAAGAGAGACAACAUGAAGGAUGCUCGAUCUGAUGCUAGGAAGACGACCUCCUGCUACGAAGGGAGGAAGGAUGAUAGGAGGAUGAAGCCUCCUUCUGGACGAAUCAUUAACUUCACUCCCUUGAACAUUCCCCUGGAUCAAGUGCAGAUGCAAAUUGGAGAUGAUCCCCUGCUUGGAUGUCCAGAAAAGCCAAAGGGAGACCUAAACAAGCGGUCUAGGGAUAAGAACUAUUGCUUCCACCGUGAUUAUGGUCACAAUACCUCCAACUGCUAA
Quercus robur (English oak) is the source of this 783-nucleotide messenger RNA. RefSeq lists its product as uncharacterized. Lineage: Eukaryota; Viridiplantae; Streptophyta; Magnoliopsida; Fagales; Fagaceae. The coding region runs from base 1 to 783 and encodes 260 amino acids. The record is from RefSeq and is a predicted model, not a curated record. The transcript has a single exon.